CCCGCCCAGUCUUCCUGCCCUUGGUGAAGAGAAAAUCCGGCUGAACUCCACCUUAGACGUUCAGCGAGAGAAGACAGUCGUCACCUGAUCUUCACCUCAGUGCUGUCUUCACCCACUGGCUCCAUGGCGGGCUCCUCCAAGUCCUCACAGAAGGUCAAGAACGUGCUCAUCGCCAUACUGGCGCUGUGGUCCAUCAUCUCACUCAUCAUCAUCGUGGUGUGGGCGACCUCGCCAGACCUGAAGGGCGCUGCCCAAUGCCGCACCGAGCUGCAAGAAGCCACGGAGAAGCUGGAGGGCGCCAAGGUGGUGUUCGCCAAGGACAAAGCAGCCCUGGAGGAGAUGGUGGAGGAGGCGCGGGAGGAGCGGAGCCGCCAGCAAGCGGCUUUCCUGGUGCUGCUGGGACGGUUGAACGCCACCAACGCUUCCCUGGAGGAGUGCCAGCAGCAGAAGGCCCUGUUGAACAUGAACAUCAGCGCCCUGCAGCAGCAGGUGGAGCUGCACCAACAGACAGAAGCAAACCUGACGACUCAACUUGUGCUGCAGGAAGAUCACAUUGAAAACCUGGAGCAGAACCUGACCCAAGCCUUCCACUUCACCAAGUCAUGCUUCAGCCUGAAGGAAGCAGCGCAGAAUCAGAUGAUGGCAGCAGAGAGUCAGACAAAAGCCUGUCAGUCAAGCCAGCAGUACCUGCAGAAACAACUGCAGAAGUGUAAAGUCACCGAGUCUGAACCAUCUCAACAGACCACAAACUGCAACACCACCCCCUCCAAAAACACCGCCUCACCCCUCUUUGGUAUUCCAGUGCUGGCGGUGCUCGCCUUCACAGGGCUGCAGCUCAUAACCUGUGAGUACACACACAGCUGCUAAACCAGCCACCAUCAG
Thalassophryne amazonica is the source of this 882-nucleotide messenger RNA. RefSeq lists its product as uncharacterized. The record is from RefSeq and is a predicted model, not a curated record. The transcript has 4 exons. NCBI's taxonomy places the organism in Eukaryota, Metazoa, Chordata, Actinopteri, Batrachoidiformes, Batrachoididae. Bases 124 to 867 code for a protein of 247 amino acids.